AGGAGGAGACGGAUUCACAAGACCCAGAACCAGAACCAGAGGAGCUGCUUCAUUCUGACCGCCUCCAGGUUGAUCACCGCCGGCUGUCCUAGAAGCAGAAAUGCCCAGGACCCGCUCUCAGGCCCCGGUUCAGCCCACCAUCCCGUUCCCGCGCCGCAGGUCCUCUAAGACGCUCCAAUCCUCUAAUGCAACGGAGGCCAAGCCCCCGAUUUCUCCGAGGCGGACCGACAGACCGUCCCCCCUGUCGCCGGUACGCGGCGCUGCCACCCAGAGCCGCCUUCCCUCUCCCCCAUCUCUGUUUCCACGAAGACCUGCAGCUCAGAACCCCCCACCAACGCCGCCAUGCUCCCCCAACCAGCAGGCCAGACUCCCUCUGAGUCCUCGGAAGCGCACAGGAGACGAUAACGGCUGCAACGUGCCGUGUUCCCCCCCGAAGCUCAACAGGUCCAGUCUGGCAUCGCCACGGAAACUGGGCUUCGAUGAGAACAAGCCGGCGUCCUCUGGUCCCCUGAAGCUGACCCCUCCCUGUCAGCGGCGCUCUCCUCACAGACAGGAAACGCCUCCAGGCAGCCCCGUCCUUAACAACCCAGAGAAGAAGCCCCCCGCCGUCCGCCUGUUUGCAGACAAGUCCAGGUUUCAAAGCGUAAAGCAGGCCCUCCACACCGCCAUGCCGGAGCGCCUCCUGUCCAGGGAGGAGGAGCAGGCGUCCAUCCGCUCCUUCCUGCAGGACAAGGUGCUGCAGAACGUCCCCGCCAGCCUCUACAUCUCAGGGGCCCCGGGGACCGGCAAGACCGCCUGCCUGAACUGCAUCCUGCAGGAGAUGAAGGCUGAGCUGGCGGCGGUGAAGACCCUGGUGGUGAACUGUAUGACCCUACGGAGCUCUCACGCCAUUUUCCGUCUGCUGGCCCAGCAGCUGAAGACCAGCGGUGGACAGAGUGGCCUGCAGAGGUUCCUGACGGCCCCGGGGCCCACUGUACUCCUGGUUCUGGAUGAAAUGGACCAGCUGGACAGCAAGGCUCAGGACGUCCUCUACACCAUCUUUGAAUGGCCCUACCUGCCGCGGUCCCGCCUCUGUCUCAUCGGUAUCGCCAACGCCUUGGACCUGACGGACCGCAUCCUGCCCAGACUGCAGGCCCAGCCUCACUGUCGCCCCCUGCUGCUGCAUUUCCCCCCCUACAGCCGCCAGGAGCUGGCCACCAUCAUCCAGGACAGACUCUUAAAGGCUUCAGCCGAGGGGAUGUUGGACUCGUCCGCCGUCCAGUUCUGUGCCAGGAAGGUAUCGGCCGUUUCCGGAGACGCCAGGAAGGCUUUGGACAUCUGCAGGAGAGCAGUGGAGGCUGCAGAGGCAGCUGAACGCCAGAAGACGUCCAAUCAGAGCGGGGAAGCUAAAGUGGGUCUCCCCCAGGUGGUCAGGGUUCUGUCGGAGGUGUACGGCGACCGCAUGGCGUCUCAGAGCGGCGCGGAAGGAGAGAGCUUCCCUCUGCAGCAGAAGCUGCUGGUCUGCUGCCUCCUGCUGGUGAUCCGCAGCGGGAAGAGCCGAGAGGUCCACCUGGGAAAGCUCCAUGAGGUCUACAGCCGGCUGUGCUCCCAGAGGCAGGUGUCUGCGGUCGGGCAGGGGGAGUGUUUGGCGCUCUGCGAGCUGCUGGAGAGUCGAGGAAUCUUCGCUUUGAAGAAGAACAAGGAGGCCCGUCUCACUAAGGUGUUCCUGAAGAUCGAGGAGAAGGACGUGGAGAACGCUCUGAAGGACCGAACGCUGCUGGGCAGCAUCCUGGCUGCUGGCCUUCCUUCAUGAUCUAGAGUUAUUUAAAAUGAUCCUUUCUAAUUUUUUAAGGGAUUUUAAGUUUUUUUAUUUUUUAACCUGUUCAGUUUUUUGGACUAUGAGAUGUUCAUUUUUUUUUUUUCUGCUGUAAAUAAAAAGAUUUACAGACUUUUA
Molecule: messenger RNA, 1933 nt
Organism: Cyprinodon tularosa
Lineage: Eukaryota; Metazoa; Chordata; Actinopteri; Cyprinodontiformes; Cyprinodontidae
Gene: cdc6
Product: cell division cycle 6 homolog (S. cerevisiae)
Exons: 12
Coding region: 101-1792 (563 amino acids)
Biological process (GO): cell division; DNA replication initiation; mitotic DNA replication checkpoint signaling
Cellular component (GO): nucleus
Molecular function (GO): ATP binding; DNA replication origin binding; ATP hydrolysis activity
Source: RefSeq, a predicted model, not a curated record